Molecule: messenger RNA, 756 nt
Organism: Nothoprocta perdicaria
Lineage: Eukaryota; Metazoa; Chordata; Aves; Tinamiformes; Tinamidae
Gene: GADD45B
Product: growth arrest and DNA damage inducible beta
Exons: 4
Coding region: 147-614 (155 amino acids)
Biological process (GO): regulation of cell cycle
Cellular component (GO): cytoplasm; nucleus
Source: RefSeq, a predicted model, not a curated record
CGGGAGCGGCACCAGAACCGGCACCGGGACCGGGACCCUCUCUGGAUUAUCACCCGUGGACUGCGCUUAUUUCUGCCUUUUUUCCCUUCUUUCCGUCGGAUCCUUGCGUGCCUCGGGCUGCCCGCCCUGUGGAUUACAAUUGCACCAUGACCCUGGAGGAGCUGGUGCCUUGCGACAGCAGCAAGAUGCAGGCGGUGAGCGAGGCCGUGGAGCGGGUGCUCGUGGCUGCGCAGCGGCAGCACCGACUCACCGUGGGCGUCUACGAGUCCGCCAAGCUCAUGAACGUGGACCCCGACAGCGUGGUGCUCUGCUUGCUGGCCACGGACGAGGAGGACGAGGGCGACAUCGCCCUGCAGAUCCACUUCACGCUCAUCCAGGCCUUCUGCUGCGACAACGACAUCCACAUCCUGCGCGUGUCGGGGAUGCAGCGGCUGGCGGCCCUGCUGGGGGAGCCGCCGGCGGGCGCCGAGCCCCGCGACCUGCACUGCCUCCUCGUCACGAACCCGCACACGGACGCCUGGAAGAGCCAGGGCCUGGCUGAGGUGGCCAGUUACUGCGCCGAGAGCCGCGACCGCAACCAGUGGGUGCCGUGCGUGGCCCUGCAGCAGCGCUGAGGCCCAGGACGCCGCGUCCCGACCCGCCCGGAACGGCGGGGAGAGAAAAAAAAAUGCAGAAAACCCCCCAGCAAUCCGCGCGAGAGGGAAGGAGGCGCAGCCAGGUCGCCAAACGCGCACGCACCACCCACCGAUUUUAUUU